AUGGGUAGACAGACUGAAGAGUGGAAUGCUACUAUCGCUGCUGCUGCAGAGGCCGCUGUUGCCGCCGCUAUUGGCGGUAAUGGAAACAAUGGGAACAACGGGAAUGAUGGGAAUCCAGCUCAGGGCCAAGUAAAUGCAAUCAGACCAAUGUCUAAGCUGGUCGAACAGUUUCUGAAGUUGAAGCCCCCGAGGUUCGAUGGUAGAGGUAAUACGGAGGCUGCACCUCGGUGGGUGGAAGAGCUAGAGAAAGCUUUCGAGGUGCUGGGAUGCACGGAAGAAGAAAAAGUAAUCCUAGCUGUCUACCAGCUUCAAGAAAAUGCAAGCGAUUGGUGGAGAGCCACCAAGGGUCAAAAGUUGGCAGAAUUCAUGAGGCUUCGCCUGGGUCAGAUGCCGGUAGACCAAUAUGAGGCCGAGUUCGCAAGGCUGUCCAAGUUUGCCCCAAGAAUGGUAGAAGACCCAGCAGACAAAGCCAGGAGGUUCCGAGAUGGGCUGAAGCCAGACCUCCGCAGUCAGAUGAUAUCACUGAACUUGAGGGGUUAUUACGAGAUUUAUGAUCGGGCUCAGGCAAUUGAGCGUGAUUUGAUGGAUCGGGCUGCCGCCCCUGAAUCGCGGUAUGCCCCGGCUAGGGACAAUCGUCACGUUGGAAAGAGGCCAAUGAUGGGAAAUAGUCGCCUCGUCCCUCCCGUUAGGAAAAAUAUCGGGAAGCCGGCUCACCAUUCGAAUACGACUUGUCGACUUUGUGGGGGAAGACACGGAAAUGGGCCUUGCCCGAGUAGGGCUGGAGUAUGCUUUGGAUGUGGUGGGUGA
Syzygium oleosum is the source of this 807-nucleotide messenger RNA. RefSeq lists its product as uncharacterized. Bases 1 to 807 code for a protein of 268 amino acids. The transcript has 2 exons. Lineage: Eukaryota; Viridiplantae; Streptophyta; Magnoliopsida; Myrtales; Myrtaceae. The record is from RefSeq and is a predicted model, not a curated record.